Molecule: messenger RNA, 609 nt
Organism: Monosiga brevicollis MX1
Lineage: Eukaryota; Choanoflagellata; Craspedida; Salpingoecidae
Exons: 5
Coding region: 1-609 (202 amino acids)
Biological process (GO): C-terminal protein methylation
Cellular component (GO): membrane; endoplasmic reticulum
Molecular function (GO): protein C-terminal S-isoprenylcysteine carboxyl O-methyltransferase activity
Source: RefSeq, a predicted model, not a curated record
AUGGGCUUUUUCCACUGCUCGGAAUAUGUCAUGACCGCCCUCUACAAUCGCGACGUCCUUUCUUUCGACUCCUUUCUCAUCAACCACAGUCGAAGCUAUCACGUGGCAGCGCUCAGCUGUUGCAUCGAGUACUACUUGGAAAUGCGCUACUGCCCCAUCAUCAAGUCGCUGAACAUCAUCUCCUACGCCGGGCUGGCCAUGGUCGGCUUGGGCGAGGCCUUCCGCAAGCUGGCCAUGUGGACGGCGGGCAGCAAUUUCAAGCACAUCGUGGCCACCAACAAACUUGAGAGCCACGAGCUCGUCACCACAGGCAUUUACAGCUUGUGCCGCCACCCAGCCUACGCCGGUUGGUUCUGGUGGGCUGUGGGCACGCAAGUCCUCCUCUGCAACCCCUUUUGCUCGAUCGCGUAUGGCUGGGCGGCCUACCGCUUCUUUGCUGACCGACUUGAGUAUGAAGAAUAUCAUCUGCUGCUGUUCUUCGGCACGCAGUAUCACCGCUACCAACAACGAGUGCCCACUGGUGUUCCCUUUGUGCAGGGUUACGUCGCCCGGGAACAGCUCCUCUCCUAUCUCACAGCCCGCGAGCAAAGCGCUGCUACGAGCUCUUGA